CGAGUGACAAACCUGUAAAUUUUACCAUUUAGUGUUGAGAAGUUGACACCUUUUUCUCAUGAUAAUAUGCGCUGUACGGCUGGUGGCCUAGAUUCACCGACAUCCAGAUGAUGAAGACCGGGGGUCAUUAUUUUCUGAAAAUGGCAGAGAUGGAAUUGAAAACAGCCACAUCAGCGAUGGAAGCCUUGGUCCGCAUCAGCUCCAACAUGAAGAGCCUGGAGCACGAGCUGCACUGCUCCGUCUGUAAGGACAUCGUGAAGCAGCCCGUGGUGCUGCCGUGCCAGCACAGCGUCUGCCUCAUGUGCGCGCACGAGGUCCUGGUCGCAAACGGCUACCCGCCUCCAGACCUGCCCCCGGAACCCAACUCCCCGGCCUCCACGCCCAACACCCGCUCGCCGCGCCAGGCGCGGAGGCCCACGCCGAAGGCCGAGCAGCGGCCCAUCGACCGCGUGCUGCGAUCAGGUCCCCACCCGCCGUCGCCCUCCAUGCCGCGGUCUCCUGGAUAUGGGACGCAUCCCGGGCGACGGCGUAAAGAGGGCCCACCCUUGGUGAUGCUGUUUCCCUGUGUCCCCUGUGGACGAGACGUGGAGCUGGGAGAGAAGGGCCUGACGGACUGCCUGCGCAACCUCACUUUGGAGCGGAUCGUGGAAAGAUACAGACACACCGUGAGUCUGGGCAGUGUGGCUGUGAUGUGCCAGUUUUGCAAGCCUCCUCAAACUCUGGAGGCCACCAAGGGCUGCGCCGACUGCAGGGCCAAUUUCUGCAACGAGUGUUUCAAGCUGUACCACCCAUGGGGAACGCCACGGGCACAACAUGAACACAUCCAGCCGACACUCAACUUCAGACCAAAGGUUUUGACGUGUCCAGAUCACGACCAGGAGAAGCUGCAGUUCUACUGUCGGUCCUGUCAGCGGCUGCUCUGCCCUCUCUGCAAGCUGCGUCGCAUCCACACGGGCCACAAGAUCCUCCCGGUGACACAGGCGUACCAGGCCCUGAAGGAGAAGAUUACAAAGGAGAUGAACUACAUUCUGUCCAACCAGGACACGGUUUUAGCUCAGAUCACACAGCUGGAGAGCGCCAUCACUCAGACCGAGGUGAACAGCGUCUCGGCCAGAGAGCAGCUGGCUCAGAGCAUCAGGGACCUGACGGCGGCGCUGGCCGAGCGCCACUCCUCGCUCACCCAGGCUCUGGAGGGCGCCCGGCAGAAGCGGGGCGAGGCGCUGUCCGCCCAGGUGUCGGAGAGACGGAGCCUGAUGGAGCACGCGGGGCUCCUGGCGUUCACUCAGGAGCUGCUGAAGGAGACCGACCAGCCCUGCUUCGUGCAGGCUGCUCGCCAGACUCACAACAGGUUGAGUAAAGCCAUCGAGAACCUCCAACACUUCACGCUAGCCGCCGAUCCGUCGUUCAGACAUUUCCAGCUGGACGUCUCUAAAGAGCUGAAGCUGCUGACGGAGCUGAACUUCAUCCAGGCUCCUCUGGCUCCGGUGAUCGACACCCAGCGCACUCUGGCCUACGACCAGCUCUUCCUGUGCUGGCGGCUGCCGCCGGAGUCGGCGCCCGCCUGGCACUUCUCGGUGGAGUACCGGCGGCGGGGCGUGGUGCCGGGGGGCGCCUCCAGGGGCGGGAUCCGGGGCGGGCUGGCCGCCGCCCGCUGGGGCUGGCAGCGGCUGGACGAGGUGAGCGGGAGCAGCGCCGUGAUCGACAGGCUGGAGAUGGACAGCGUGUACGUGCUGCGGGUGAGAGGCUGCAACAAGGCGGGCUACGGGGAGUACAGCGAGGAGGUCUACCUGCACACGCCCCCCGCGCCGGUGCUGAACUUCUACCUGGACUCGCGCUGGGGGCUUCACGCCGACCGCCUGGUGGUCAGCAAGGAGCAGCGCUGCGCCCGCAGCGUCCCCGGUCUGUCCCUGCUGCAGGCCGCAGACCAUGCCCUCACUUCCUGCCACCUGACCUCCGACCUCCUGGUGGGGGAUGUAGCCAUCACUCAGGGACGGCAUUACUGGGCAUGCUCGGUGGAGCCCGGGUCCUACCUGGUCAAGGUAGGAGUGGGUCUGGAGUCCAAACUGCAGGAGUGGUUUCACCUUCCACAAGACAUGGCCAGUCCACGCUACGACCCAGACAGCGGCCAUGACAGCGGGGCCGAGGACGCCCUGGACUCCGCUCCGCCCUUCUGCUUCCUCACCAUGGGGAUGGGCAAAAUCUACCUGCCCCAGCACAACUACCACCACCACCACCACAGUAGCCAUGGAAACGGCGCGAGGGACCCCAUCAGCAACGGGAACGGGCCGUCCUCGCCCUCGGGCCUCACCUACCCGCUGCCGCCGCGGCUCGGCGUGUGCCUGGAUUUCGAGAAGGGCCGCGUCACCUUCUACGACGCCCACUCCCUGCGACCCCUGUGGGAAGGUCACGUGGAUUGCUCGGGCCCGGUGUGCCCGGCCUUCUGCUUCAUCGGCGGGGGGGCCCUGCAGCUGCAGGAGCUGGUAGCCAAUCGCAACGCCGACCAGACGCCGGUCAGGCGGGUCACCAUCCAGCCCCGGGUCUCCGGCUUGAACAACUGAGAGGCGGCGUGAGCGUUUAGGGUCAUUGGGAAUGUAUUUGGUAAUUGUGAAGUAUUUACCCAGCUAGAGCGGAAAAGUUAGACAUCUCAGCGAUUUUUGUUUUUGUAUUUAAUUUUCUUGUAUAGGAAAAACAUUUCUAUAGCAACAAAUAUGCAAUGUAAUUAUGUUUCUUACAUUUUUGUUACAUGCAGUUUUGCAAGAUUAUUGCUUAAGUCGUGUUUGGUAUUUCCAGCACUGAAUAUGUACUGAUAUCUUUAUUGCUUGCACUUGUAGCCAGGCUAUAUUGCGUACAUUUAAAAAGCUAAUGUAGAUAAUUGCACCGCACAUUUUCUGUCUUUCUCGUCAUUCAUCAAUGUUCCUCUAUCGUUUCAAAGAUUUGAAAUUAUACA
This is a messenger RNA of Salarias fasciatus (jewelled blenny), 2947 nucleotides long. RefSeq names its product tripartite motif containing 46b (gene trim46b). Bases 108 to 2558 code for a protein of 816 amino acids. The transcript is spliced from 12 exons. Gene Ontology annotation, molecular function: zinc ion binding; protein binding. Gene Ontology annotation, biological process: microtubule bundle formation; axonogenesis; neuron migration. Gene Ontology annotation, cellular component: main axon. The record is from RefSeq and is a predicted model, not a curated record. NCBI's taxonomy places the organism in Eukaryota, Metazoa, Chordata, Actinopteri, Blenniiformes, Blenniidae.